This is a messenger RNA of Engraulis encrasicolus (European anchovy), 3056 nucleotides long. RefSeq names its product carnitine palmitoyltransferase 2 (gene cpt2). Bases 303 to 2303 code for a protein of 666 amino acids. Gene Ontology annotation, molecular function: carnitine O-palmitoyltransferase activity. The transcript has 5 exons. Gene Ontology annotation, biological process: fatty acid beta-oxidation. Gene Ontology annotation, cellular component: mitochondrion. The record is from RefSeq and is a predicted model, not a curated record. Lineage: Eukaryota; Metazoa; Chordata; Actinopteri; Clupeiformes; Engraulidae.
AAUGAUUGAUCCAGUUGUGUGUGAACACGGAAGGUCCAGGGAGGAAGGCGGCUGAGGUUUCUAUCCGGUGUAGUUUGACAGUUCCACCGGUUUCAUUUAGUUGUGUGGGUGGAGGCCAAGUUGAUAAUUUAAGAUACCUUGCAUUAGAAGUGUUUUUUUCUGCUACGUUAGCCUUCGUUAAAGCGGUUGAAGUAAACCUUUCUAAAUGAAUGCUGCUCAGUAAUCUACCAACUAGAAAACCUAUACAACAUUAGCUAAUUAGCUUGCUUGCUAGUCUACCUCACGACCAGUUCAGCUCUGAAAUGGCAAACUUAUUGGCAGUGCAAGCAAGGAUAACACUGACGAAACAAGGGAACAUAAUAAACCCUACUACUUCAACGGCAUUGAGGAUUGCCUUACGUGAAUACAGCACCAGCGAUGGAAAAGAGUACCUGCACAGAAGUAUUGUUCCUACAAUGCACUACCAGAAGAGCUUGCCGAGGUUACCUGUCCCAAAGCUGGAGGAUACCAUACGUAGAUACCUAGCAGCACAGAAACCCCUUCUAAAUGAUGAGCAGUACAGCACCACAGAGAAACUGGCCCAGAGCUUCCAGAAUGGUGUGGGAAAACAGCUGCAUGAGGAGCUGGUCACUCAAGACAAGAACAACAAGCACACUAGUUACAUUUCAGCGCCAUGGUUCGACAUGUACCUCUCCUCUCGGGACUCGGUGGUGCUGAACUUCAACCCCUUCAUGUCCUUCAACCCGGACCCCAAGCCUGAGUACAACGACCAGCUGCUCCGGGCCACCAACAUGGUGUGCUCGGCGGUGCGCUUCAUGAAGACCCUGCGCGCCGGCCUGCUGGAGCCCGAGGUCUUCCACCUCAACCCUGCCAAGAGCGACACGGACGGCUUCAAGAAGCUCAUCCGCUGGGUGCCCUCCUCCAUCUCCUGGUUCGGGGCCUUCAUGGUGAACGCCUACCCGCUGGACAUGUCGCAGUACUUCCGCCUCUUCAACUCUACACGCAUCCCCAAGCCCGGACGCGACGAGCUGUACACCAACGACAAGGGGCGCCACCUGAUGGUGAUGAGGAAAGGUCACGUGUACGUGUUCGACGUGGUGGACGCUGACGGCAACCUGCUGUCGCCGGCUGAGAUCCAGGCCCACCUCAAGCACAUCCUGUCAGACGAGAGCCCGGCGGCGGCCUUCCCCGUCGGGGUGCUGACCAGCGAGAACCGGGACAUUUGGGCGGCUCUCCGGGAGAAGCUGGUGGCGGCCGGGAACGGCGAGACGCUGGGCCUGGUGGACAGCGCCCUCUUCUGCCUGAGCCUGGACGACGAGGCCAUGCGCGACCACAUCCACAUCUCCCACAACAUGCUGCACGGCGACGGCCUGAACCGCUGGUACGACAAGUCCUUCACCAUCGUCCUGGCCAAGGACGCGCAGGCGGCCAUCAACUUCGAGCACUCGUGGGGCGACGGGGUGGCCGUGCUGCGCUUCCAGAACGAGGUGUUCAAGGACACCACCGAGAGGCCCAUGGUGGGACCCGGCUCCCAGCCCGCCGCUGUGGACUCUGCCUCCGCCGUGCGCAGGCUGGACUUCAAGCUGGACGCCGGCCUGGAGGCAGGCAUCUCCAAAGCCAAGGAGAACUUUGACGCAGCCGUGUCCAAGCUCAAGAUCGACGCCAUCCAGUUCAUGAAGGGCGGAAAGAACCAGCUGAAGAAGGUUAAGUUGAGCCCGGACGCGGUGGUGCAGCUCUCCUUCCAGAUGGGCUUCCUGCGGCAGUAUGGUCAGACCGUGGCCACCUACGAGUCCUGCAGCACCGCCGCCUUCAAGCAUGGCCGCACCGAGACCAUCCGUCCGGCCACCGUGCACACCAAGCGCUGCGCCGAGGCCUUUGUCCAGCAGCCCGGCAAGCACAGUGUGGCUGAGCUACAGGGACUGCUCAACGAAUGCUCCAAGUACCACGGCCAGCUCACCAAAGAGGCAGCUAUGGGCCAAGGAUUUGACCGGCACCUGUUUGCCAUGCGCUACCUGGCCAACAGCAAGGGCAUGGCACUGCCCGAGCUCUACCAAGACCCGGCCUACGCUGCCAUCAAUCACAACAUCCUGUCCACCAGCACGCUCACCAGCCCCGCGGUGAACCUAGGGGGGUUCGCCCCGGUGGUGCCCGACGGGUUUGGGGUGGGCUACGGUGUCCACGAUGAGUGGGUCGGCUGCAACGUCUCCACAUACCCGGACAGAAAUGUCCAUGAAUUCCUGCAGUGUGUCCACAAGUCGUUAGAGGACAUUUUUGCAGUUCUCGAAGGCAAACCAAUCAGUUAAUAGGAAUAAUACUGUUUUUUUUAACCACACCCCUCAAGAUGAGAUGUUCAAUGGACUUAAUUCAAGUGAAUCUGUAGUCACUUUACUGAUUUACAUAAUUGCCUUUACACGAUUGCUCUACAUUCAGGUCUGCUGUGCCUUUUUCACUAAGCUAUGUUCAACUUCAUCCCAAAUCUUCAUCCCAGCAUUCAGCUUGAACUGUUAUUGUGAAUCAUACAGGUAGAAUGUCUCAAGCUUUUCUUGUAAUAUAUUUUUUAAAUUUCAUUUUGCUUGUUUAAGAGGAGUUACAUGGAACAUGUUAUCUCCGGCCAUUGCACGCGACCAACAGCAGAAACUGUUAUGUGAAUUGCGUGCUGGAGCCAUUUUGAGCCAUCCGUUUAUGGCACUAGUUGGAGGGGGUCUGUCGACUUAUAUUUAUGUUCGUCAUUAGAGGUUGAGACAAACACUUCAGAAGUACACAACAGGACUGCAUAGGCCAGCAUUUGCCCUCACUUAUUGCGUAGGAAGGACUGACAUUUUAAUGUGUGUUUCAGCUUCACCAGGCAUCAGCAAUGUGGUGUUGGUUACAAUGCUUCAGUCCACUUGAAUUGUAUUUUCACGUGGCUCUGUGGACAAAUCCUGUAAGCCUUAAUCCAUCUGUACAGUAAUAUAUACUCUGACUGGUUAAAUAAAAUAACCGGUUUCAUAAAUUUUCAAAAGAUUUCAGCUGGUUUACCAAGAGUGCCUGAAUAAAUCACUUCAUUCAUACAUUAA